Messenger RNA from Exaiptasia diaphana, 1176 nucleotides. RefSeq lists its product as uncharacterized. Lineage: Eukaryota; Metazoa; Cnidaria; Anthozoa; Actiniaria; Aiptasiidae. The record is from RefSeq and is a predicted model, not a curated record. The transcript has 7 exons. The coding region runs from base 1 to 1176 and encodes 391 amino acids.
AUGGCGCAGYCUCAAAAACGGCUGUUYGUASUUCUCUCGCUAUGUCUGUUGYURCAGCAGYUUUCUCCAGUCUUCAGCGGUAAUCUAUCAAGAACCAGAAUCAGCGAUGAUGAUGAAGAAAGGCAAGAUUACGCGGAAGAGAAAGAGGACAAUGACGACCAAGAAUGCAGCGACAGGGCUUCCAGAAAUCUUAUAGGAAACCUUUUUAAAAAAGGUGUCAAAAAACUUGGAACUAAACUAAAGAGCGGUUGGAAGCUCAUUGGAGAAGACGCCUUUAUAAAAAAAGUCGAAACUUUCUCACAAGCAAGCUCCUUGGCKGCGUCCGUUACAUCCCUAGGUUUUUCAAUAGAYCAGGGCAUAAAUGGUUGUACAAGACUUGUCCCAGAACUUCCACAGAUUUGGAAGGACUAUAAAGACAAAGUUGCGAAAUUCGAUAGUUUGACGAAACACAUUUUUGGAAUAAAAAAUCAAGCCUACAGUCUGCAGCUAUACAUCAACGAGAGCUUCUAUGAGUACAGACGAACUCGGGAUAAAUUAGAAGAAAUUGCAGAUGAAARGGAAAGAGUGUUUGAGUCAUUAGGCCCUGAAGUUAUAGAUCUUGUCAAAAAUCAAACUUCCAAAAUUAAGACACUCCUCACAAAUGCAAAUAAAACCGGAAAAAAAGUCAACGAAACCAAGAUCUUUUUAGGAUAUUUGUCUAAGGUUGACUUAGGAAUGAAGAUAUUUUGGGAUUCAAUGGGUGUGGUCAUGGCUGGGGGUCAACUUCUCUGGGAUCGUUAUGUCAAGGACACCAUCUUUGGGAAGAAACUCAUUGAACUUAAAUGCAAAUUUAAAAAAGUCAUAUUCGGUGAAAGUUCGAAGGUUGAAGCACCUGACGGAACCAACAAAAAUAAGAAAGGUCGAUUGGGAAGACUGUCCAGCAGAAUCAGGGCGAGUAAAAUCAUGAAUACUAGAUUUGGCAGGGGUCUKCAAKCCAUAGGAAACUCAAUCAAAAAGGGACUUGCCAAAGUGGCCAAAGUGUUUGGUAGCAUUAUUAGAAGGGUCACGCCAUGGCUGGGUGUCGCAAAUUCAGCGCAUUAUCACACUGUUUCAAUGCGCUUUCACAACGAAGUAAUGGUCGGACCGCUAUUUAAGGCGCUUAACAGCCACGCGGCUUACAAUCAUGAGUGUGAGUGA